Camellia sinensis is the source of this 1057-nucleotide messenger RNA. The record is from RefSeq and is a predicted model, not a curated record. NCBI's taxonomy places the organism in Eukaryota, Viridiplantae, Streptophyta, Magnoliopsida, Ericales, Theaceae.
AUUUAUCCCAUGAAAUGACAACUACGCCCCUUAAACCCCAAUGCCAGAGGAUUCAUCUCUAGGUCAGAAGCGGAAGAGAGAGAAAUAGGCCGACGUGAUUAAGAAGCUCCCCGGCGGCGAGAGCUGAUGGCUUUACCGGCCACUUCUGCACUAUCUCCAGCUCCUUCGAGCUUUCCUAUAUGCAAAGGCCAGCGGCGGUGCCAACUCCAUAGCGGCUUAGCAAUAUGUGCCUGGAAUCACCCAACAUGUGCCACUCGUUCUGUAAGACUACGAACAAUGGCACAGUUCCAUGAACCUCCUAAAGUCAUGAUGCAUAUGAAUAACGUCAGGAAGAAAUUGUGGGAGGUCAUCCCUCAUUCAGUUAAAGAUUUCCCAUGGAAGAAAGCAGAGGAGAUAAUGCUGCAGCAAUUGCUCCUUGCUGGACAGGAGGCAUUGAAGUGGUCUCUUCUUGCAUUGGGUGUUUGUAGUUUGGUGUCAGAUGUCAUAUACUCCAUCUCUAGAAACAUGGAGUUGGUGAUUCCCUUUGGUCUCUUUGUUGGCUGCACGAUGACCAAUUUCUUGAUGGAAACUUCUCAAGAAUUGUUUCCCAUUUCAGAGCAUAUUCCGUUUGGCAGGAAAGAGGUCGGCGCUGGCACCUCUUGGGCAUAGGCUGCUUUUUUGCUCUUAUUAAGAUUAUAUCUUUAUAUUUUGGGAUACAAGGACAAAUAUUUCUUUUGCAUGCUGCAAAUGGUGGUUGGAUGCAAGUUCUGUGGCUCUGGAAUGGUUUGAUGGAGAAACAAGACAGAGACAGCGGAGAUAACUCUAUGCACGAAGAUGCUUCCUCUGCAUGAAUACAGAUUGAGUGAAUAUACAAUUUUGUUGUAAAUCAAGAGCUCAAUUGUGACUUUUUUCCUGUUUGUACUUGAAUCGGAUGCUUCCAAUGAGAAGGAAUUAGGGGAUCAGGUUUUUUUUGUUUGAAAUACAACAAAGUUGGUUGUCGUUGAAAUUAUCAAAAAACUUUCUAUUCUACAGAGAAAAGAGAUAUAUAUGAGAGCUUUUGGCAAUCAAAUGUGGAAAA